Solanum stenotomum is the source of this 1719-nucleotide messenger RNA. Its product is annotated as probable flavin-containing monooxygenase 1. The transcript has 5 exons. The coding region runs from base 40 to 1608 and encodes 522 amino acids. Gene Ontology annotation, molecular function: N,N-dimethylaniline monooxygenase activity; NADP binding; flavin adenine dinucleotide binding. NCBI's taxonomy places the organism in Eukaryota, Viridiplantae, Streptophyta, Magnoliopsida, Solanales, Solanaceae. The record is from RefSeq and is a predicted model, not a curated record.
CUAGUGGAAAUGUAGAGAGUGUAUUGUUGCUUGUACGAAAUGGAAAAUUUCAAUGAGAGAGAGAGCAGAAAAAAGGAGGUGAUAGCAAUAAUUGGUGGUGGGAUAAGCGGCCUGUUGGCUUGCAAAUAUGCAAUCAGCAAAGGAUUUGAUCCAAUUGUGUUCGAGUGGGAGAGUAGCAUUGGAGGUGUUUGGAGUAAGACUAUUGAGAGUACUAAGUUGCAGACACCAAAACCCCUUUACCAAUUCUCUGAUUUCCCCUGGCCCGAUUCUGUAACUGAAAUGUUCCCUGACCAUCAAACGGUGCUGGAGUACAUUGAAUCGUACGCACGUCACUUUGAUUUGCUUCGCCACAUUCACUUCAAUAGCAAAGUGUUGAGCCUCAGCUAUGAAGAUGGCGAACCCUCUCUUAGUGAAGAUUGGAAUGACGCAUUUAGCAGUAAAGGGAAGUGGAACGUCAAUGUACAGGACACUCUAACCCUCUCUACACAGGUAUACCAAGUUGAUUUUGUAGUAGUUUGCGUAGGAAGAUUCAGCCAAGUUCCCAACAUCCCUGAAUUCCCUCCAAACAAAGGCCCUGAAGCUUUUGAAGGCCAAGUAAUCCAUUCAAUCGAUUAUUCCAAAAUGGACUCCACAACUGCAACCAACUUUGUUAAAGGAAAACAAGUAGCCGUUGUUGGGUUCCAAAAAUCAGGAAUGGACAUUGCCAUGGAGUCCUCCACAGUCAAUGGGAUUGAACGUCCGUGCACAGUAGUAAUCAGGACACCGCAUUGGAAUGUUCCUGAUUAUUUCCCGUGGGGAUUCCCAAUGGCAAAACUCUAUUUGAAUAGAUUCUCAGAACUUAUGGUGCAUAAACCCGGUGAAGGCCUUCUUUUAUAUCUCAUUGCUACGAUUCUCUCACCUCUGAGGUGGGGAUUCUCAAAAUUUGUGGAAAGCCAUAUAAAACACAAGCUCAAGCUUUCAAAACAUGGGAUGGUGCCAGAGCAUAGUUUCUUAAACGAAUUGAGUACCUGUUUAAUUUCUACAGUGCCAGAGGGCUUCUACGACAGAGUUGAGGAAGGAAGUAUCAAGCUGGUGAAGAAAGCAAAGAGUUUUGGAUUUACUAAACAAGGCAUCGUGGUUGAGGGUCAGGCUGAACUAAUAAAAUCGGACUUAGUCAUACUAGCCACAGGGUUCAAGGGAAUUGAUAAGCUCAAACACAUUUUUGAAUCACCAAAAUAUCAGGAAUUCAUUGCGGGCACAGAUGAUUCUUCAGUUCCCCUCUACAGGGAAUGCAUUCAUCCCCGAAUUCCACAAUUGGCAAUAAUUGGAUUCUCAGAAAGCAUAGCUAAUGUAUUCACAUCAGAAAUAAGGUGCCGAUGGCUUGCAGAAUUUCUUGAUGGAAGAUUUAAGCUACCAAACAUUAAGGUGAUGGAGGAAGAGAUAGCAGAAUGGGAUAAAUACAAGAAGAGAUACUCUUAUAACAAGUACUAUAAGAGAUCAUGCAUCGGUGCAUUGCACAUUUGGUACAAUGACCAACUCUGCAAGGACAUGGGAUGGAACCCAAAGAGGAAAAACGGCUUUUGGGCUGAGUGGUUCCAACCUUACGGCCCAAUGGAUUACAUCGCCUAAUACCUGUUUCAACAAUAAUAUUGCUUCUUUUCCUUCACUACUUGCUUGAAUGCCUGUUUCAUAUUGUAUUCUACUCUAUACUUUUAAUUUGAUAAAUAUAAUAUUUGGAUA